Molecule: messenger RNA, 756 nt
Organism: Guyanagaster necrorhizus
Lineage: Eukaryota; Fungi; Basidiomycota; Agaricomycetes; Agaricales; Physalacriaceae
Exons: 5
Source: RefSeq, a predicted model, not a curated record
GCACAAAUACAGAACCUCACUGAGCAGAUAUCUCAGGCGAAAUUAGAACUCGGCCAGGCCGCAGAGGAGCAGGAGCGUACCGUCAGCUUGAUGCAGGACAAGGUUAACGAGGUCGAACGCUUGCGCUCUGAACUCUUGCACGCUGGUGAAAAGUACGCAGCCUGUGAAGAACGCGCAGGAAAAAUCAAGGACGCGGCAAAGAAGGGGAUGGACCAUCUCAGCCGAGGGCAUACAUAUUUCUCCUUUUCUUUUAUUAUGUUCGAUGAACUCAAGUUACGUUUCGAUGUCUCUCAGGACAAUCUUCAGCGCACGAAGGAUGAAAUUGAGUUAUUGAAGUCCACUUCUGGACGGCAAAUAAAACUCGUUGAAUCCCACCUGGAUGAAAAUGGCCGUUACCUUUAUAAAUCUGCUGAAACUCGGGACCUGGUCUCUGAGUUGCAGCAAGACCGCAACAGUUCUCAACAAGUCAACGAUAUCUUGCGCGAAAAGCUCCAUUCAUUGAGCGCACAAUUAGUGGAAUCGAAGCAGAAGAUCGCUGAGCUGGAACUGCGACAAUUUGAGGAAGGAGCGCGUUGGAGUCGACGUGGUGAAACAUGGCAAAGCCUUGAAUGUAAAAUGGAGGAACUUGCCGACAAACUAGCAAAGCGAGAAGGCGAAGUCUUUGAAGGACUGAUAGAAAGUGCAAAUUUAUCGACUGCUCUAAACAACGCCAUCGAGAAGCAUGACUUGUUUCUUUACGGUUGGAUCCGUUUUUAA